UCAGUACCUUGAUUCCAAUCUUCUCCUCUUUGUUCACCAUGGGGAAGCAAGAGUUGGACACAUCUACAGGGAUGAAUUAGCAGAAAGGAGUUUGAAGCCUGGAGAUGUGUACACAAUUCCUGCUGGAUCAGCUUUCUAUUUGGAGAAUAGAGUUGAAAACCAGAGACUUCACAUUAUUUGCAGUAUUGAUGUUACCUCAGAAUCCAUGGGAUGGCAUGCUUUCCAGUCUUUCUUCAUUGGUGGUGGAAUUUAUCCUACAUCCAUUAUUGCUGGAUUCGACCAUUCCACAUUAUCAACUGCUCUUAAUGUCUCGGCAGCAGAACUAAGCACGUUCUUGACAAGGCAAUCUUCCGGGCCAAUCGUGCAUUUAUCUGGUUCUCAUCACACACACAUUUGGUCCAAAUUCUUGGCCCAAGAACCCCACAAGAGACUAGCUCACUUGAAGAGGAUUGCGAAUUUUGAGGAAGAAACUAUCCCAAAAGAAGAGGAAUCAACAUGGUCAUUGAGGAAAUUUUUAUUUACUUUGUUAAACAGGGAAGACGUUGUCGAGAGAGUGAAUCAUAAAGCUCCAUCAGCAUAUAAUCUCUACAACAGGAAGGCCGAUUUCAAGAACGAGUUUGGAUGGAGCAAGAAGUUGGAUGAGUCUAAUUAUUCUCCUCUAAAGAUAUCCGGCAAUGGCGUUUAUCUUGUCAAUCUAUCUCCGGGAUCCAUGAUGGCGCCUCAUGUUAAUCCAACAGCAAUAGAGUAUGGAAUAGUUUUGAAAGGGACUGGCAGA
Messenger RNA from Nicotiana tabacum (common tobacco), 775 nucleotides. Its product is annotated as vicilin-like seed storage protein At2g28490. NCBI's taxonomy places the organism in Eukaryota, Viridiplantae, Streptophyta, Magnoliopsida, Solanales, Solanaceae. The record is from RefSeq and is a predicted model, not a curated record.